Messenger RNA from Aureobasidium musti, 447 nucleotides. NCBI's taxonomy places the organism in Eukaryota, Fungi, Ascomycota, Dothideomycetes, Dothideales, Saccotheciaceae. The record is from the annotation of a GenBank genome assembly.
AUGAUUGCCGCGGGUCUGGCUCUCAGGGCUCGCGACGAGAAGUUGUCGCCUCCUCUGACCAAGCAGAUUUUGGUGUACCCGAUGAUGGAUGACCGUAACUCAAUCCCGGGCCCUGAGGUCGAGCAUUUGUUCACCUGGUCGCACGACAACAAUGAGAUUGCGUGGAAGGCACUCAUCGGCGAUAGAGACGGAGAGAUUGAUUGCUACGGUGCGGCUGCUCGUGCAUCCAACCUUCGUGGCCUCCCCAGCACGUACCUCGACGUUGGCUCGCUGGAUGUUUUUAUUCACGACAGCGUUGAUUAUGCUCAGAGGUUGAUGAGGGAGAAUGUCGAAGUCGAGCUGCACGUCUGGCCAAGGGUGCCACACGGAUUCGAAGGAUUGGCUCCGCAGACAAGAUAUGGAAAGAUGGCUGUAAACAGUAGGGAUGAUGCUAUCAGAAGCUUGUAA